Molecule: messenger RNA, 4353 nt
Organism: Aspergillus niger
Lineage: Eukaryota; Fungi; Ascomycota; Eurotiomycetes; Eurotiales; Aspergillaceae
Exons: 2
Coding region: 1-4353 (1450 amino acids)
Biological process (GO): DNA-templated transcription
Molecular function (GO): DNA binding; DNA-directed RNA polymerase activity
Source: RefSeq, a predicted model, not a curated record
AUGCAGCCUCCAGAAGGUGUGCAGGUCGACCUGGGCAAGGCCCAGGUCAUUGACCGCGUUCCCAAAGUUAUCAAGGAGUUGAAGUUUGGUGUUCUGUCCAACGAUGACAUUGUCAGCCAAGGUGUGGUGGAAGUUUCGGAUCGCAAGUUCUUCGAUCUCGAUCAUGAUCGAGCGGUGGUAGCCAAUGGUCCUCUCGAUGCGCGCAUGGGUAUCUCCAACAAGACCUCCUCAUGUCAGACUUGUGGUGGCACUCUCCAGAUUUGCAAUGGACACUUCGGUCAUGUCCGGCUCGUGCUACCGGCUUUCCACGUCGGUUACUUCAAGCGAGUCAUUACUAUUUUGCAGGAAGUGUGCAAGGAAUGUUCGCGCAUUCUGCUCCCCGAAGCCGAUCGCCGUGCCUAUCUUCGUGAAAUGCGUCGUCCUGGGUUGGAUAAUUUGCGGCGCGGCCAGAUUGCGAAGCGGAUCAACGAGCGGUGCCGUAAGACACGCAACUGCGAGGCCUGUGGUGCGGUUAACGGUGUGGUGAAGAAAGCUGGAACGAGCGCCCUCAAAAUCACCCACGACAAAUUCCGUGCAUUCAACGCCUCGACCUCCGUCAAGAAAGUUCCGCCGCCCAGCAAGAUUGUUUUCGACCGGUCAUUCGACGAAGCCAGAACGUCCAAUGCUGAGGUCGAGAAACAUUACAAGAAGGCCCAGGAUGAUAUGAACGCUCUUCGCGUGCUGAACCUGUUCAAGAAGAUUUCCGAUACCGAUUGCGAGCUGCUUGGUUUGAACCCGAAGGAAGCAAGACCGGAAAUGUUCCUCUGGCAAUUCAUCCCCGCUCCUCCGGUGUGUAUUCGUCCUUCCGUCGGUCAGGAUGCGGCGUCCACUGAGGACGAUUUGACAGCCAAGCUAGGCGACAUUGUCCAGAGCAAUAUCAACCUGAAAAACGCAUUGUUGAAGGGCGCACCGGUACAGACAAUUAUGGAAUGCUGGGACUACAUGCAGCUACAGAUUGCGGUGUAUAUCAACAGUGAUGUGCCGGGUCUGAACAAGGCAGACCUUGGAAAGCCCAUUCGUGGUUUCGUGCAGCGAUUGAAGGGUAAGCAGGGUCGGUUCCGUGGUAACUUGUCCGGAAAGCGUGUAGAUUUCUCAGGCCGUACUGUCAUUUCCCCCGAUCCCAACCUGCGAGUCGAUGAGGUUGCGGUCCCUGAAUUGGUGGCCAAGAACAUGACCUAUCCCGAAGUUGUUACUCGGUACAAUAAAGAGAAGCUACAGCAGAGAGUCCGAAACGGCACGAAGAAGUGGCCGGGUGCAAACUACAUUAUGAAAAAGGGCCAGACGUUCAAGCUCUUCCUUAAAUAUGGUAACCUGAACAUGAUUGCCGACCAACUGCAGGAGGGUGAUGUUAUUGAGCGCCACAUCGAGGACGGUGAUAUUGUUCUGUUCAACCGACAGCCCUCUCUGCACAAGCUCAGUAUUCUGUCUCACUUUGCCAAAGUUCGUCCUCACCGGACCUUCCGACUGAAUGAGUGUGUCUGUAACCCUUACAACGCGGAUUUCGACGGAGACGAGAUGAACUUGCACGUGCCUCAGACGGAGGAGGCGAGAGCCGAAGCGAUGGAACUGAUGGGAGUCAAGAACAACUUGGCCACGCCCAAGAACGGAGAGCCGAUUAUUUCUGCCAUUCAAGAUUUCAUCAGUGCCGCCUACAUUCUCAGUAGCAAGGACAACUUCUUCGACCGCCGCUCGUUCACCCAAAUUUGUCUGUACAUGCUGGGCCCGCAGACACGCUUCGACCUGCCCCCUCCAGCUGUGCUUAAGCCUCAGAUGUUGUGGACCGGAAAGCAGGUUUUCAACAUCCUCAUGCGGCCGAACAAGGAUGACCCCGUCUUGGUCAAUUUGGAUGCUGCGUGCAGACAGUUCAAGGCUCCCAAGGAUGGUACGCCACGGGAUCUGGACCCGAAGGAUUCCUGGCUCGUCAUCCGUAACUCCGAGGUGAUGUGUGGUGUGAUGGACAAAUCCACCAUUGGUUCCGGAAAGAAAGACAACGUGUUCUAUAUCAUGCUGAGAGAUUACGGGCCUGUGGCGGCUGCCGAGGGUAUGAACCGCCUGUCCAGGCUCUCAGCCCGCUGGUUCACAAACAUGGGAUUCUCGAUCGGUAUCACCGACGUAUAUCCCAGCGAAAAGCUCCUACGUUCGAAGCAUGACCUCGUCGAAACGGCGUACGCACAGUGUGACGAAGUCAUUGCCAAGUACAAGGCAGGCACACUGGAGAAAUAUCCUGGUUGUGACGAGUUGCAGACCAUGGAGAACCAACUGUCCGGUAUUCUCAGUAAGGUCCGUCAGCAGGCAGGAGACGAGUGUAUCGCUCAGUUGAGCAAAUACAACUCGCCCCUAAUCAUGGCCACGUCCGGAUCCAAGGGUUCCAGUAUCAACGUGUCCCAGAUGGUUGCCCUUGUCGGUCAGCAGAUUAUCGGUGGUCAGCGUGUGCAGGACGGCUUCCAGGACCGUACCCUGCCGCACUUCCCCAAGAACGCUCGCCAGCCCCCGUCCAAGGGUUUCGUCCGUAACAGUUUCUUCUCCGGACUGGAGCCCACGGAGUUUAUUUUCCACGCCAUGUCCGGUCGUGAAGGUCUGGUCGAUACGGCCGUCAAGACCGCCGAGACGGGUUACAUGUCUCGUCGGUUGAUGAAGUCGCUUGAAGAUCUCUCGACCAGAUACGAUGAUACCGUGCGUAACUCGUCCGCGGCCAUUGUCCAGUUCCAGUACGGUGAUGAUAAGCUUGAUCCCUUGGAUAUGGAAGGUAAAGCCAAGCCUGUCCAUUUCGACCGGACUUUCAUCCACGCCGAGUCGACGACUUACAAGAACGACGAGCGGAGUUUGCUUCCGGCCGAGAUCAUGGAGAUUUGUGAAGAGAUGCUUUCGAAGGAGCGCUCUAAGCUGGUGCGGAAGGAUUUGAUGGGCAACGAGCUCGGCUACAUGGAUCGGUCUGACCAUGGUGUCGAUCAGUUCGAGAGUGCUCGUGACUUCCUCGAGUCUAUCCAGCAAUACGUCGCUACGAAGGCAGACAAGCUGAUCUCCCGCGGUGGUGACAUCGACCCCAACGACGAGAGAAGUCAGAAGGGUCUGAACCACACCGGAAAGCUGACUGAGCGCACGCUCCGCACUUUCAUCUCGUCAUGUUUGAUGAAGUACAAGAAGGCCCAAGUCGAGGCUGGCCACGCCGUCGGUGCAGUUGGUGCACAGUCCAUUGGUGAACCUGGUACGCAGAUGACGCUGAAAACUUUCCACUUUGCUGGUGUCGCCGGUAUGAGUAUCACGCAGGGUGUACCCCGUAUUAAGGAAAUUAUCAACGCGUCGAAGGAGAUCAGUACGCCUGUUGUUGCUUGCGAGCUCGUCACGAAGGACAAUAUCAUCGCGGCGCGAAUCGUCAAGGGACGUAUUGAGAAGACCUACUUGCGAGACAUUAUCCACUAUGUCCGUGAGACAUGGACGGGCAAGGAAGCCUACAUCACAGUGAAGAUCAACUGGAAGACAAUCCAGGACUUGGCGCUCGAGCUGAAGAUCGAGAACAUCUUGUCGGCGAUCAAGAACCACAAACGGUUCAAGGCAGACGAUCUGAAGUUCCGAUGCUCGCGGUCCCACAUCCACGUCUACAUGGACGUGGAUCCGUCGACCAAGGCCAAUCUGUCCAAGACGGAGAUCGCCCACACCAGUGCCGAUCCUUUCCUCCGUCUGAAGCACCUGAAGCGCAUGCUCCCUGACAUCCAAGUCCUGGGUCACCCCCAGGCCUUCCGUGCCAUCAUCCGAACCGACGAGACGUCUACCACCAACACGCUUCUGGUGGAAGGCUACGGUCUCCGCGAGUGUAUGACAACGAUGGGUGUGGACGGACUGCGCACGUCAACCAACAACGUCAUGGAGAUGCGGGACGUUCUCGGUAUCGAGGCGGCGCGGACGACCAUCGUGCAGGAAAUCAGCGAGGUCAUGAAGGACAUGGACAUUGAUCCGCGACACAUGCAGUUGCUGGCCGAUGUCAUGACCUACAAGGGUGAAGUGCUGGGUAUCACGCGAUUCGGUCUCGCGAAGAUGCGUGACUCCGUCCUGCAGUUGGCGUCGUUCGAAAAGACGGCGGACCAUCUGUUCGACGCCGGUGGUGCGGGUCGCAGCGAUCUCAUCGAGGGUGUGUCCGAGUGUAUCAUUAUGGGCAAGACGGUGUCGCUGGGAACGGGAGCGAUGGAGGUGGUGCGCAAGAUGAACUUCUUCGAGGGACAGAUCGGGGCACGCAAGACGACGUUCGAAGAUACAUGGACCGAGGUGUACGAGGCGCCAUUGGAGAGAGCCAAGGCAGCUCGACGCAAGCGAUCAUGA